Molecule: messenger RNA, 1225 nt
Organism: Rhagoletis zephyria (snowberry fruit fly)
Lineage: Eukaryota; Metazoa; Arthropoda; Insecta; Diptera; Tephritidae
Product: Down syndrome critical region protein 3 homolog
Biological process (GO): intracellular protein transport
Source: RefSeq, a predicted model, not a curated record
GAUUGCUGAUUGAAUUCUUUCGGACGCGCGGUUUGUUUUUACGUCUCCCGAUUGGUUUGGUAAAUUAGUGACAAUAUGAGCGCAAUCAACUUUGAAAUAAGAUUAAAUAAGGAGAAUAAAAUAUAUCACGAAGGCGAGCUGUUAAGAGGCUGCGUGCAUUUCAACUGCCCAUCAGAGGCAAAGCAUGACGGCAUUUUGCUGACACUGGAGGGCGUUGUAAACUUGCAGUUAAGCACAAAAAAUGUUGGUCUUUUUGAUGCAUUUUACAAUUCUGUUAAGCCCAUAACACUACUUAACACAACACUAGAGUUGGCAGCGCCUGGCAAAUUGGCUUCUGGUAAUUCUGAAUUCCACUUUGAGCUACCAUUGGUCUGCAACAAGGAACCUCGUGUGCUUUAUGAAACAUAUCAUGGCGUUUUUAUUAACGUUAAUUACCAGUUGCGAUGUGAUGUAAAACGUAGCUUUUUAGCUAAAUCGUUACAGAAGACUCAGCAAUUCUGUAUACAAAAUAAGCCAACGCCGUUGGAUACCAAAGCUCUGACCAACACAGAAGUGAAUUUCAGUAUAAGUCCAGAGACAUUGCAAAAGACUGCAAAGGAACGUAUAAAUAUACCACGAUUUCUAAUAACUGGCAAACUAGAUCAGACCGAGUGUUGUGUAACACGGCCAUUGACGGGUCAGUUAACCGUACAGCACUCGGAAGUAGCUAUAAAAUCAAUUGAGCUGCAAUUAGUGCGUGUGGAGACCUGCGGCUGCGCCGAGGGCUAUUCCAAAGACGCCACAGAAAUUCAAACCAUACAAAUUGCAGAUGGCAACGUGUGCCCAAAGUUGGAAAUACCCAUUUAUAUGAUAUUGCCGCGUUUAUUUACGUGUCCGACAUUGAUAACAAAGAAUUUCAAAAUAGAAUUCGAGUUAAAUUUGGUGGCGAUUUUCAAAGAUGAUUACGCUAUAACUGAGAACUUUCAAAUAGUUCUAAAACGUACAGCGCCACCUGCAGAUAGUAAACUAAACAACCGAGGCAUUUAAAUUGGAAAGUCUUUGCGUUUAGCAUGCAUUCCGAAAUAAGUUCGAAGCGGUUUAUUUUCGUAGAGCAAUCAUACCUAUACAUAUGCGUAUCAAAUUACGAGAAUAAGCAAUUAAAUACUAGAAAUGCAUCAUGUUGUCAUUAUCAUAUAUGACGUUAUAUUUCAAAAGUGGAAGCAAUUAAAUUGAAAACCAAAUGUAA